Molecule: messenger RNA, 2511 nt
Organism: Penicillium cosmopolitanum
Lineage: Eukaryota; Fungi; Ascomycota; Eurotiomycetes; Eurotiales; Aspergillaceae
Exons: 3
Coding region: 1-2511 (836 amino acids)
Biological process (GO): regulation of transcription by RNA polymerase II; DNA-templated transcription
Cellular component (GO): chromatin
Molecular function (GO): RNA polymerase II cis-regulatory region sequence-specific DNA binding; DNA-binding transcription factor activity, RNA polymerase II-specific; zinc ion binding
Source: RefSeq, a predicted model, not a curated record
AUGCCCCCGAGAAAACGAGGCAGGCCAAAUCCGGUCGAGGAGACCGGGAAGAAGUUGGUUGGUGAAGAUCAAAGCGCAUAUAAUCAUUCGCCCCGUCAUGUGGAGGACCAAAGAGCCUACCGCUGUCCCUUCUGUGCCAAGGAAUUUCGACGAAAGGAGCAUUUGCAGCGACAUGAGAGACUUCAUACCAAGGAAAAGCCCUUCCAAUGCACGGUAUGCUCAGCUGGAUUUGCACGAAGAGACCUACUCGCUCGCCAUUUCCGCCUGGUUCAUGAAGAAGGUUAUCCGUCCCAAGAUGAGCCUGAAGCUGGUUAUACAGAUAUGGCCACUGGGCAGAAUCCAUCCCUUUCUGGAGCUACCCUUGAGGAUCUGAAUAGUGUUUCCCCAUCUAGAUUCAGAACACCACACCAGGAAACACCAAAUUAUGUGACAGCUGAUCCAUCUUCUGAAUACACGCCAAUUGGAAAUGAUUUCCUAUCGUUCUCGCCCUCUUCUUCUAUUCAAUUUAGUGCACCACGGAGGACGUCUGCCAUGCUACCUUUUGUAGCUCCGGCCACCGCAAUGGACAUGUCAUCAGCUCAGCAGUGUAAUGGCUUUGGCGAUUUUGAUUUAUUCAUUGACAGCAUAAAUGGGUCAUAUGGUAAUGGCCUAUCGUCUUUUUAUGUCGAUCAGCCUCUUUUACCAUCACCCCCAGCUCCACUCUUCCCUAGCGCUGGAUUGCGACAUGAACCGCCGCAUGAUCUCGGUUCCAGUCAUUCUGGAUCUGAUACAAUAUUGCCACCCGAACCUCGGCUCUUUGAUGAAUUUACAUCCACACUACCCACAUUCGAAUCUUCUCAUACUACAAAGGGUAAGAAGGAAACUUGGAAUAUCACCCAGCAAGACUGGGUCGCUAUUUCGACUGAAGCUCAGGAAUUUGCUUCAGUUAUUCCUCACGACUUCCUUCUUCCUUCACGACACACCAUGACUCGAUACAUUAAUACCUACUUUGCUGGCUUUCACCGUCAUCUUCCAUUCAUACAUUUCCCAACAUUUUCGGCGGUGCGAUGCCCUGUUGAAUUGAUUCUGGCCAUGGCUACCAUUGGUGCGAUAUCAGCAUUUGAUAAAAGCAAUGCUACAAUGCUAUUCCGAGUGUCCCUUGCCAUAUCGCAAGAGCGGCUUUAUCGUCGCAAAAGGCAACGCCACGGUGUGAUAUUUCAUGCUAAUACAACCCUUCCUAAUGUACAACAAACAAACACAACUCAAAAUACCCCCGUCACUAACGCAAAUAACCAACUCGAAGCAACUUCAAAGGGGAGAACUUCUCGGUUUGAUGUGCUUCCACUUGCGCAGGCAUUGCUUAUAUUGAUGGCAAUGGCAACCUGGGAGAAUUCAGAGGAUAUUUUCGACGAGGCAAUGGGGAUACAGAGCAUUCUGGCCAACUAUGUGAGAGCCGAGAAACUCCUGGACCCGCAAACCCUUUCUGGAGACUCAGGAUGGGCCAUCUGGAUCCAAGAAGAGGGCUUCAGAAGAACUAUCGCAACUAUUUUCUGCUUCUUCAUAUUUCAUACAAUUGUUUACGACGUCCCGCCUCCUAUUCUCAACUCAGAGCUCAAUAUAAACCUGGCUUCGCGCGAGAAGGACUGGGAAGCAAAAACCGAAAACGAGUGGGAACAAGCCCGAAGCAAACAUGAGGCUGAACCACAUUUUCAGUCGGCUUUCACAUCGCUGUUUUCUUCGCAAAGAGAAAUCGUUCGAGAUCACAGUUCUUCAUUAGGUGGUUACACUUUGAUUCUGGCGCUGAUUCAGCACAUCUACUUCUUGCGAACGGUAGCAAAGUGCAGGCCAGAGGGUGAACAAGGGUUUUCUCCGGCAGAUAUGACUGAGGUAGAAACAGCCUUGAAGAAUUGGCAAAGUGGAUGGAAUCAAGAUCCAGAAUCCUUUCUCGGGCCAGGGAGCCCACUUGGCCCUAUCUCUUUCAACGCAACUGCCUUGCUACGCAUGGCCUAUAUUCGACUCAAUGUAGACCUUGGUCCGUGGCGCGCUCUGAACACCCAUAUUCCUCAUGAAAUCGCAAAUUCCAUAUAUCGAAGUCCACCCCUUGUCACAAAUCGCAGACUCACCCGUGCAGUGCUUUACUCGGCUCAUGCACUCAGCAUUCCAGUCAAAAUUGGGGUGAAUAUUGUGGCUCACAAUCAAGCCUUCUCGUGGUCGCUUCAACACUCACUAUGUGCUCUUGAGUGUGCUUUCAUCAUUAGCAAGUGGUUGAUUGCCAUAAAACCCCAUGUCUCUGACGGGACCAUUGACGAAGAGGAAGCCAGACUGUAUGCCUACAUCGUGGAUAUGGUCACGGAAGCAGAGGCCGGAGGUGAGAUCGUAUCAUCUUCCACUACUGAUCUUUGCACGCGGGUAGUCAGGACUUGGGCAAGAAUUCUGAGUGGAACAGCUCAUUGGAACGUGGUACCUAUGAUCGGGAAGAUUUUGGAGGUUUAUGCCGACAUUUUAGAAUCGCUUUCGGCAUACAAUCAAUAA